AUGGCAGCUGCUGCUCGACAGGAAAUACCGCUGGUGUUGCUUCAGGAUUUGGAGGCUGAGAUGAUGCGAGAGGAGACGUUAGAAAGUCGCUCCGGUGCGUUCUUUGCUGCUGCCUCUCAGGGGACUCUUACAGCAGCAGCAGCAGCAGCUGCUGAAUUGCGACAUCUGGCAAUUGGAGUAGCAGCGCCAGAUGUGGAGGUUGCCGCGGCAGCUGCGCGGAGUUUGCUGACGCAUGCGUUUGCAGUGUAUGCUGUAGCUCAGCGUCUUCUUCGACCAAAGGAGUCGCAACAGCUUUGUGCAUUGCGGGGAGAAAGCGGGGGGUGUGGCGUUUGCUGCUUGAACACGCCUGCUGCGGCUGUACCCCCAGAAGCCAGCGCUACUGCAGCUGCAGCAACCGAAGCAGGCACGCAGUCUGCACCAGCAGCACAGGAGCAGGAGCAGGAGGAGCAGCGAGAGCAAGAGCAGGAGCAGGAGGAGCAGCGAGAGCAAGAGCAAGAGCAAGAGCAAGAGCAAGAACGAGAGCAAGAACGAGAGCAAGAGCAAGAGCAUUACGAACAGCAAGAGCAGCAGGAGCAGCGCGAGCUGUGCGUGGAGAUUGAUGGCUUGGAAGCCUUGGUAGCUUCUUCUUGUGCCAUUGCAGAAACAGCAGGAGGAACGGAGGAUGCGUAUGGAGGGUGCAGUGCUGCCGCAUUGGACGAUCCGCUGUGGUGUGGAGGCGUUGGUGGGGAGACUCGACACAGCAGCGGAGAGAGUGUGAGCAGCAGCUGUUGCUGUGGAAGCAAGGGCGGAAAUCGGAGGAGCAGCCGAAGAUGCUUUCGCCGCUCGAGUUUCCCGAAACGCAUGAAUCCAGCGCAAGAGCAGCAAGCAGAGGACGCAGUUGGAGAUGCCGUUCUGUCGGAAGAUGCAGAAGGUGAACCUCUCACCGCAGCGGCAGCUGGAGCAGCUUGCGCGCAGUUCUCUUGUGUCGCUCUUGCAGCAAGCGUCGUUCGCUUCUCCGCAGGCAAGAAAGCGAGGGCAGCUGUCGUCGCGAAGCGAGCAGCCAUGCCAAACCAACAAGCUGUUUGUGGAUCGUCUGCUGCUGCACAUGUGCCCUUGUCUUGCCGGCAAGGCUGUCAGCAACGGCAGCAGCAGCACCAACAACAGCAGCAGCACCAACAACACCAGCAGCAGCAGCAGCACCAGCAGCGGCAGCAACAGCAGCAGCGGCAGCAACAGCAGCAGCAGCAGCCUCGACAGCCAGUGUUUCUCGUUUCUGCUGCAGCGAGCAGCACCCCUCAUGCCAACGACGCGAAGACGCAGGUGUCUAGACACCAGGGCUGGUUGGUGCGAAGUAUCGAGUCGUAUGACGCGCAGAAGCGGCGUUUUGCUGCAGUUCCACUAGGAAUGCCGCAAGCUGAAGCGGCAAGCGGCACGGAGGCUGCCACAGCUCGAGGAGUUGCGCAGUAUCCUUUCGACGCUUUAGGCUUUGAAGCUCCCGCGUUGGAAGCAGCAGCAGAGACGCUGCAGGUGUGCAUACACCGCACGACAUUGUCGCCUCUCCCCCCACGAGCAGCAGCAGCAGCACCUCGCGGUUCUGACACUCCGUCGUCGUUGAGGGCAGUAGAGGAGCAAAGUGCCUGCGUUUCACGAGUUGUUGCGACUCCUGCUGCCUCCAGAGACGCAGCGUCUUCUACGGGCAGACGAACAAGUGGAAAAAGCGCAGGAAAUCUCAGGAGAAGCUCAGCAGCAUCCGUAUCAGCAGCAUCCGUAUCAGCAGCAUCCGUAUCAGCAGCAGCAGUGUCAGCAACAGCCGAGUCUGCUGCAGUGGCUCAAGCCUUCACCUCUGCCGGAGGAGACACACCAGCAGCCCUUUCAGAGUCUCCUCCCCUGCUGUUGCUCAACAGGACGCCUUUUGGGCUUGCCGUCUCUGAAAGCAGCAAGAGCAGCGGCAAGAGAAAGCUGCUCGUUGAGCGCGUGGCUCCCUUCUCAGCUGCGCACAUCGCGACGAGUCUCCUUCAGCCCUUCACCGUGUUUUCCACGACGGCCGCUUCUGCAGCGGCAGAGGCUGACAUCGAGCUGGCUCCUUCCGCAGACGCUUUCGAGGCUGCCACGGGAGAGACGGCUUCCCUAGCUGCUGCGCAGGAAGGCAGUCCCCUAGUGCAGCCGCGGCAGCGAGCAGCGGCGCAUGCUCAGUCUCCCACCUCCAUCGGCAGCGACUCUCUCUUUCCAGCUGCCGUGCAGCCACUGCCUGGGCAGCACAAGCAGCAAGCUGCCGAAGAAACCGUCUUCAUACAGGGAAAUAACUCGCCGCUCUUGCAGCGCGCCCUCAGCAAGCAAACGGCAUGCAGAAACUCGCGGUGCUGCAGAGGAGCCGUGGCGUCGAAGGAGGGAGUUUUUCUGCAGCUAUGUGCCCUUGAAGACGAGGAUUCAGAAGGUUCGUGCGCUGCCGUCGCCUUCGAAAUUCCCUUGUGCAGGAGGUGGCUCGACUGA
This is a messenger RNA of Cyclospora cayetanensis, 2469 nucleotides long. Its product is annotated as AF4/FMR2 family member 4. The transcript is spliced from 12 exons. Lineage: Eukaryota; Apicomplexa; Conoidasida; Eucoccidiorida; Eimeriidae. The record is from RefSeq and is a predicted model, not a curated record. The coding region runs from base 1 to 2469 and encodes 822 amino acids.